AUGGCCCCCCAUUCAACCUUACUACUGGACUCCACGGCCAGUCCCACAGCAACACAUCUCUGCAACGAGUACCAUCCCUACGACACCGGUGCCUUCGACUCCAUAAUAUCAACUCUGGUCAACACGUUCAAAUUGAACAUAUUCAAAGAUCCAAACAACGUCAACACAUUGCACAUCCACAGGGGCGAUUUGGAGAUUGACCCCAUUGAGAACAUCAUUGCUGUGUGUCUAAUUCUUUUCAUCUUCUCCCUUAUUUUCCUGAUCGUGUUCGGUGUGUUCAUUAUUUGCAUCAUUAAUAUCUUCUCCAAUGACCCAAACGCAAAGUCUCAAGAUGACGAUUUGGAAAAGCAAUUGACCACCACCAUAACGGGGGAACAGCUUCGAAAGAACGAACUAAAAUAA
Molecule: messenger RNA, 402 nt
Organism: Naumovozyma castellii
Lineage: Eukaryota; Fungi; Ascomycota; Saccharomycetes; Saccharomycetales; Saccharomycetaceae
Exons: 1
Coding region: 1-402 (133 amino acids)
Source: RefSeq, a predicted model, not a curated record